Molecule: messenger RNA, 1821 nt
Organism: Sphenostylis stenocarpa
Lineage: Eukaryota; Viridiplantae; Streptophyta; Magnoliopsida; Fabales; Fabaceae
Source: the annotation of a GenBank genome assembly
AUGCAUGUGUUGCAGUGUAACACCAAAGCAUGUGACAAAUUCCAGAGUGGUUGUGGGUUCCUUACGUGUGGACCCCGCUUUGGCACCGAUUCGCCGAUACAAAUAGCACCUGAAAAUAUCGACGGCCCACAAUGGGCCCAGUCAAACAGGGCCCCACCCGAGCAACGGGCCCACGUCGCAGUCUCCGAACUUACAACAUUACCCUCUCUCACCGCUUUCAUUUUCACUUGCAGCUUUUUUGCUCUGGACACAAGACGCACGCACAGAGAAUCACACACUCCUAUUUUCUUCUUCUUCCUCUAUGGCGAGGCUCUGAAUUUAUGGAAAUUGCGAAACCCUAGGCGUUCAUUCACUUUCGUCGCAUUUCGCGGACUCGUUUUCCAGCGUGACUCGGUCGAUGCGGAGAGAGAGUGCGUUGUGGUGUGUGAUGUGACGAUCAUUCUUAAUGCUUGCUUCUCUCUACAUUCAUUAUCAAUUAAUGCCAUGCACUUAGUGUGGUUGGUAAGCACUAAUUCCACCCCUUUUAAAUUCCUCCCCGCUGUCUUUCUUCUUCGAACCCCCUUACCUCCUUCCAUGCGCAGUUAUAGGGACUUGCAGUUCAUGGCGUGGGAUCUGUGGAGUUCGCCGUAUGACCAAGUUACGAGUGGUAGUAAUUACUGGUCACCACAACAUGAAUGUGACUUCUACUUUGGGUGUGGUCCUGAUGUAAUAGAGGAGGACGCCUUGAACAUGGAAUCCUGUGUUCAGGUAUUGAGAAUUUUGAUCACCAAAGCGGAUACUGAGAUAGAGGAACUUGAAAGAGAUCUCUUGUUGCUUCAGAAGGAAUUGGCCUGUGCUGAGCACGAAAAAUGGCCUGAUAUAUGCUGUGGUGUUCUCACUGAGAGAAUCAACCAGCUUGAUGUGGCACUUAGCACUUUAAAGAAUGAUUGUGCUAAUGAUGCUGAAGUGCAGCUACUUUUAGAUAGUGAACCUGCUGAGACACUUCAUGAAAUACUUUCCCAGUAUCUAGAUAGGAAUAUCUUGAGUCCAACUGUGAAUGUUACUGAACAUGCACUAGACAAAGAUUCUAGCACCAUUGAUUCUAAUAUAAUCAUUAAGGAGGAAGGAAAAGAUCUCCAUGGAAGCUCAGAAAGCUCUGGAAGAUUGGAACAUCUUUUGGAGCUUCAGAAAAAGAGAUCGGAUAAUCCUGAAAAGAUUGAGGUAGAGAAAGAUGUUACUGCUUUGAAGCCCCUGUCAAACUUGGCGCAGCCAGAUUUGCCUGAAGAAACACUUGAGAGAAGUCCUGAUUUGGGGAGCGUUAUCCAUGCAUCCUAUCACUCUGAUGAUAUGAAAUUAUCAGAAAUAUUUCAUGAUGAAGUUACUGGAAAUGAAGUCAGAAAAAGCCAACUCAUUAAUACAAAUACAGGUCAAAUGUUGAAUAUGUUUUCCGCCAAAGAUAAUGGCCAUAUUUCAAGUGAAGCCAAGAAAGAAAAUGAAUUUGUCAAAGAAAAUGUUAGCCCAGAUGAUUUUACACCUGCAAUUGACAUCAAUGGGAAGAGACCUUGUCCUAAUUCCAUAUUAGAUACUUCACAACAACAAAAAAGAGGAAAAUCCAAUUUAGACAAGGAGCUGUGUGAUUUUUCUCCAGAAGCUGCACAAAGAGACUGCAAGAAAGAAACCAAGGUUGCUCCAGAUGAAGAUUUGAACUCUCUGAAUUUCCCUUUACAAGUUGUUUAUCCUAAAACAUUAUGUAUCACUGAUACUGAAUUUUGCUACUUUAAAGAUAGUAAUGGUAAUAAUUCUGGACUAGUGCUCAACAUUGAAAACACCAACCCUUAUUAA